This is a messenger RNA of Stereum hirsutum FP-91666 SS1, 309 nucleotides long. RefSeq lists its product as uncharacterized. The record is from RefSeq and is a predicted model, not a curated record. Lineage: Eukaryota; Fungi; Basidiomycota; Agaricomycetes; Russulales; Stereaceae. The annotation marks the transcript as partial. The transcript has a single exon.
ACCGAUCUAUACACCAUGGAACCACAGAGUGAGCACAAGCAGCUUAUGAAGGUUGCACUGGAGGAAGCAGAGAUCAGAGAAGCUUACCUGAAGAAGCAGUUAUGGGGCCAGCAAGCUGCAUCCAUUCUUCAGCAGAUGUAUUGCGAGCGGGUUCGCCGGCAACUUGCUACAAAGGAGAAGGCCGAGGGAUGGGGAGGGAAAGGGAAGUUGAUGGUGGAUGGGAAGGCUAAGCUGUUGUCGGGAGAUGCCUUCGUGGCGAUGGUUAUCGAGCAUGAAGAGACGCAGAAAAGGGAGGCAGCUGAGAAGGAG